Molecule: messenger RNA, 6219 nt
Organism: Notothenia coriiceps (black rockcod)
Lineage: Eukaryota; Metazoa; Chordata; Actinopteri; Perciformes; Nototheniidae
Product: DENN domain-containing protein 5B-like
Exons: 20
Coding region: 1-3546 (1181 amino acids)
Molecular function (GO): guanyl-nucleotide exchange factor activity; small GTPase binding
Source: RefSeq, a predicted model, not a curated record
AUGCCNAAACUGUGUAUGCCCAAAGGCCUGUCGUUCAGGACGCAGGCGGACCAGCGGACGCCUCAGUUCCACUCCUUCAUCAUCACGAGGGAGGACGGCUCUCGGACCUACGGCUUCGUCCACACCUUCUACGAGGAGGUGACCAGCCCACAGAUCUGCUCCGCCAUGCAGACCCUCACCCAAAUGCACAAUGCAGAGAGCACCUCCGCCAACACCCCUUCCUCCUCCUCUUCCUCCUCCUCCAGCAUGGACUCCCUGGCCAGCAGUUUGGACGAGGCCGACUCCCCCACGUCUUCAUCGUCUCGCAGGGCGGGGAGCUACGACUCAUCGCGGGACACCCUGUACGUCUCCAAGGCCCUGUGUCUGAUCACGCCCAUGCCCUUCAUGCACGCCUGCCGCCGCUUCCUGUCCCAGAUGCACAGGGCCGUCACGGCAGCCACCGCCCCCCCGCUGCCGCUGGAGAGCUACGUCCACAACAUCCUGUACGAGGUGCCGCUGCCCGCCCCGGGACGCUCGCUCAAGUUCCACGGCGUGUACGAGCCCAUCGUGUGCCAGAGGCCGGGGCUCGGGGAGCUGCAGCUGGCCGACUUCCCCCUGGCCGAGGCCUUCAGUCUGCUGGGAGUGGAGAACCUGGUCCAGGUGUUCACCUGCACGCUGCUGGAGAUGCAGAUCCUGCUCUACUCACACGACUCACUCAUCCAGGCGGGGGCACACCCUGCAACACUUUCUGUUUAUUAUCUUCUGAGCCGGAUGCGUCAUGCCAACCUGUGUUUUGUGGACAUUGACAACCACUACAUCGAACUUCCAGAGGACUUUCCCAAUUUCCCCAAUAAGACUGAGCUCAUCCAGGAGCUAAGUGAGGUGCUGCUUAGCUAUGGCAUUUCCGCUAACACAGGAGCUCCUCCUCGGACUCGCACCAGCCCCGGCAGCGCUCCAGGCAGCACCCCCUCCACCCCUGGAAGGGAGCGCAAGACGGUCGCUCUCCGGCAGCUGGAGGACGACGGGCGUAACGGCAACCUGGCAGGGGAGGAGCUGGCUGUGCUGGAGCUGCUGCAGGGGAACGCCACCCUGGAGAGACUGCAGGCGCUCACCAAGCGCACCGGGGUGACGGUGGCCCGCGUGGACGCCCUGAGGGCCGGGGUCAAAGCUCAGCUGACUGAGGGACACGGGGGCCGGACAGCAGCCGAAGAGGAGGAGCUCAGGAACGCCAAGCUGAACGUCCAGCUGAGGGAGGUGUGCGCCAGCCGCUUCACCACCAUGUUUGCCGACUACGAAGCCUUCGUCAUCCAGAGCGCCCCGGACCUGGAGUCGUGGCUCACCAACAGGGAGCAGAUGCACAACUUCGACAAGGCCUCGUUCCUCUCCGACCAGCCGGAGCCCUACCUGCCCUUCCUCUCCCACUUCAUCGAGACGCAGAUGUUUGCGACCUUCAUCGACAACAAGAUCAUGUCCCAGUGGGAGGACAAGGAGCCGCUGCUGCGUGUCUUUGACGCUCGCAUCGACAAGGCCCGCCUCUUCAACGUCCGCGCUCCCAGCCUGCGCUCCUCCAGCUACCAGAGGUGCACCAUCCUCAAGGAGUCUGCUCAGACCAUUGAGCAGCGGCUGAUGAAGAUCGACCACACGGCCAUCCACCCUCACCUGCUGGACAUGAAGAUCGGUCAGGGCAAAUACGAGCAGGGAUUCUUCCCCAAACUGCAGGCCGACGUGCUCAACACGGGGCCGACCAAUAACAAGUGGUCUCACAGGACAGCGACAGCUCAGCGAAGGAAAGAGCGUCACAGACAUCAGACGGAGCACCUGGGCCUGGAAAACGACCUGAAAGAGAAAUUCAUGCAGGAGGCCCGCAGCUUGGGGAAGAACCUCCGACAGCCCAAACUGUCCGACCUGUCGCCCGCCGUCAUCGCCCAGACCAACUGGAAGUUUGUGGAGGGGCUGCUCAAGGAGUGCCGCAUGAAGACCAAGCGGAUGCUGGUGGAGAAGAUGGGCCGGGAGGCGGUGGAGCUGGGCCACGGGGAGGCCACCAUCACAGGGCUGGAGGAGAACACUCUGAUCGCCAGCCUGUGUGACCUGCUGGAGAGGAUCUGGAGCCACGGGCUGCAGGUCAAACAGGGGAAGUCGGCCCUGUGGUCCCACAUGCUGCACUACCAUGCCCGAGAGGAGAAGCUGGAGCAGCAGCAGGCGGAGUCACCAGUGUCACAUGUUCCUGAGAGGAGGAAGUCUGACUGUUCCAUGGCGAUGCCGUCUCUACGCGUGUCUCUCAUACAGGAUAUGAGGCAUAUCCAGAGCAUGUCCGAGAUAAAGACAGAUGUGGGCCGGGCGAGAGCCUGGAUCCGGCUCUCCCUGGAGAAGAAGCUGCUCUCACAACACCUCAAACAGCUGCUGUGCCGACAAGCCUUGACCAAGAAGCUGUACAAGCGUUACGCCUUCCUGCGCUGCGAGGAGGAGAAGGAGCAGUUCCUCUUCCACCUGCUCUCCCUCAACACCGUCGACUACUUCUGCUUCACCAGCGUCUUCACCACCAUCAUGAUCCCGUAUCGAGUCGUCAUCAUCCCCAUCAAGAAGCUCAGCAACGCCAUGACGACCUCCAACCCCUGGGUGUGUGUGUCCGGACAGCUGGGAGACUCGGGCAUCAUGCAGAUCCCCAAGAACGUCCUGGAGAUGACCUUCGAUUGUCAGAACCUGGGGAAGAUGACCACGGUGCAGCUGGGACACGACAACGCCGGCCUCCUGGCGAAAUGGCUGGUGGACUGUGUGAUGGUGCGCAACGAGAUCACAGGGCACACAUACAAGUUCCCGUGUGGCCGGUGGCUCGGUAAAGGUGUGGACGACGGCAGCCUGGAGAGGGUCCUGAUCGGGGAGCCGGUGCUGCCCAGCGGAGAGGAGGAUUCUGGGAGAGGCUGCUACACCCCCCCGCUGCAGCGCUCGCCAUCCCAGAUCCGACGCAUCAGUGUCACGUCGCUGUCUGGACGAGGAUACAAACCGACUUCAGCCCAGAUCCAAGAGGCCAUCGGGGAGGCCGUGAACAACAUCAUCAAACACUUCCACAAGCCGGAGAAAGAGAGAGGCAGCCUGACCGUGCUGCUGUGUGGGGAGAGCAGCCUGGUGUCCGCUCUGGAACAGUUCUUCCGUCACGGCUUCAAGUCCGCCCGGCUCUUCCAGAAGACCGUGUUUGUGUGGGACUUUGUGGAGAAAGCCAUUGCCUACAUGGAGUCAGCUGACCAGAUGGGAGACCUCCAGGAGACAGCGGAGCCCCUGGGACGGACCUGUCAAUCACUCUGUCACUACGUCAACGCCAUCAACUCCACCCGCAGGAACAUCGGGAAGGACGGGAAGUUCCAGCUGCUGGUCUGCCUCGGAGCCAGAGACCGCCUGCUGCCCCAGUGGGUCCCCCUGCUGGUGGAGUGCCCGGUGAUCCAGAGGAUGUACGAGGACUCGGCCCUGCUCAGAGACCGGGCCACGGUCAGCUCCCACAUCGACGUCCUGGAGACGCUGCACGACUUCCCCAUCACCCUGGAGGCCUCCAUCGUCAAAGGCAUCGCCCUUUAGCCCCGGAGACCCCCUACGUUCUCCUCUAAAACUCCCCUCUCCUCCACCAGCUUCUCCCACCCUCCCACUCUUACCCUUUUGGCUCUGGGAUGAACAGGGAAGUAGGAAGUGAGUGACGGAAAUGAAAAAUGUGGUUACCAAAGCAACAGAGAAGUAAGACUUUGGGUCAGCCAUAAGCUUGGAUGCAGUAUUAUUACCCCACCAGUGCUUAAUCGUGUUUAUCUAGUGUCCAAUUAGAUACCAGAAUUGGACACUUCAGGUUCAAGAAAGUCCUUUUUAAGCAACAUAAAACUUGCUUUUAAUCCAUCAAGACCCUUACCAACCAUGUGUUAUCCCUAAACACUUUACAUUGCACUGAAAUGAACUGAAGCAGUGGCUGCUUGGAGGGAUACAACAGGACGUUUGUUGAGCAGAAUAUACACUGGUUCAACGUUUGCUGGUGUUUUCUUCAAAAUGUUCUUAGCAGAGUAGCAGAUGUGUCCCUGUGUGCUAGCUAUGUAGCCUAGCUUGCCCUCAGUAGAUACAACUAGAUAAACUGAUGUAUUUCCUCGCCUGCGGCUAGUUAGUGGUAGCAUUAGCGAGCAUGCCUUUUGAGAUGUGGAAACAAGAGACACUGAAAGGAGGAUUCUGACUCUGUGUUUCCUGACGGCUCUUCAUGCCUCUCUUUAUUUUUAUUCUCUGGAUUGGUGUUGGGCAUUUUCUCAGCUUUAAACAUGCGGAUGAACACAAAAGCUGAUCUCAGUGAUGAGUCAGGAGCUAACCUGUAGCUACAUGGACAUUCCUACUCAAGUACAGGCGUGUGUGUGUGUGUGUGUGUGUGUGCGCGUGUGCGCGUGUGUGCGUGUGUGUGUGUGUGUGUGAUAUUUCAAGGAUGUAUGAUCUCUGGUGUGUGUUUACCCUGGUUUGGUUUGUAUAACAUCCAACUUGAUGUUUAAGAAGUGAUCGAUGGUGUGUCUGUGUGUGAGCCUCACACAUUCAUUUAUCAUUUUUAACAGUUUGCCAAUAUCUCCAUUUCAACAACUAAAAGGUUCAACUAAAUAAUUUAACUCAAGGUCCUCUUACUAGAUUUUUUUUCCCCCAGCUUAUUUUGUAUUUGCUUGGUUGUCAUCGCAUGGAUUAAUUAGAGAACUUUGUAGUUGAAACAUCUGGCUAAAGCUAGUAAGGGGACAUGUGUUCAGAUUAUUUUGUCAUACUUAUAUUCCCACGGUCAAGAAUGAACUGAAGCAAAAUGUUACUUAUUCUAACUGAAUGUAGUAAUCACUGGAAUAGAGUACAAGGCGAAUCAGCCACUUAGACUUGGGUCUUGUUGAGAAAACUGUAAUUUCUCACUUUACAGUAGGUCUGAGCAUUUUUUUGAAAUGUAAUGUUAAAGCUGAUGUUUUUUUAUUUUCAACAAAUAUCAUGAAAAGACCAAAACCAAUUAAGUGUUAGCAGCUUUCUCGAUACUUUUUAACUUUAAUUGCCGGUCUUAUUUUAAAGACAUAGUUUCCUUGUUUAAAGGCUCUUUAUUUUUCUGAAACAGCGGGGACUAUUUUCAGUGGUGGAUUAAUUCCCAGUUGGUUCACAGCACAGUGUGCAUUUAAUAGGACAUUAUUUUUGUUAUUGGAUCAAGUCUUUUCAUGACAAUAUAUUUAAAAAAACAUUAGCCUUAUCCUUUAAUUGUGUUUUACCAUAUACGAAAUGUAUUUGAUAUCAGUGCAGGGUUUUUAGAAACUAGCCACUAAAACGUUAAAUUCCCAUAUGAAUUGAAUGCAACAUGAACCCUGUUCGAUACAAAAUGGAGAGACAGAAUCUUAUGUUUCAUUUAGGAUUUUAAUCAUUUUAAGUCCCCGCUCCUCUUCCAACUUUGAUAUUGAUUGGUAGAAACUCUAUAAACAAUUUUUCUUAAAAUGCAUUUUAUUUCCAUGUAAUUUUGCUGCAUGAGUUAUGUGCCCCUCUUACCGCCGCCUGAAUGAAUCCUUUCUGAGAAAUGGUGUAAAUAUUGUCAUUAGUGCAUGAUGACAAGUAGACUAAGCUGUAUUUAUUGUGACUCUUAUGAAUUUUAGAUGGACCAUGAGUAUUGAGAGGACAGAAGCUGGAAGUCUUUGCAGCCCCAGUGUCUUUCCCUCUCUCCAGUAUUGAGCCUGUGAAGGACCCACAACAUGUUUUUGUUAAUGUCAUGAUUAAAUGUAUUUAUUCAUUGAACUUUAAUUCAUAGAAGGCUGACAGAAGCACUGGAAUUUAAGGUUGACAAAGCCUGUGGAAUAACUGGAAACUUUGAAGCUGUAAAUGUUUCCCCUUGAUGAGAUUUGAUCAUGUUUUAACCCCGAGUUCUCCUGCUGUGUACCUCUAAUGCCUCGCCUGCAGGACUACGCUCCGCUGCAAAGCACGUAACAAGCAAUAACAGAUUCCUCUGUCUGGUCCCAGAUCAGUUUGUGUAUCAACUCUUUGCUACACGUGGCUACAGGGAACAUUUCUGAUGGGAUGAAUUGUUGUGGACGAUUGGAAUUCCUCCUACUGCAAACUUUUAUUAGAACGGUGAACACAUUGACCCCGAUAUAAAGGCUACCCAAAGCCAUGACAGCAGUGCUCAUGGCCAGAAUGCCACCGGACAAAUAGAUGUGUCGGACUGACUUCUUUGUUCUGAUAUUUAUUAUGCCUAUUUCAAUAAAAACACACGGUGUGUUAAAGGUG